AACUAAUUAGUACUCACUUGGAUACAAUACCACAGUCUUUUGUCUCUUGAGUAAGUGAAAAACUGGGCAUGAAGAAUCAGCAGGGAAAAAAAAAAAAAAAAGACAAAAGAGAUUAUCCCCAUAUAUUGAAGAAAUUUUCCCUGGCAAAAGCAGCUAAACAUCUCACAGAUAAGAGAUAAAUUGGAAUAAACAGCUGUCAGUGUUAAAUAAAUAUCCUGGAUAAUGUGCAGGACAGAAAUAACUACAGCAUCGUCAAACUCCUUUCUUCACUUUAUUUAGCUGUUCGCGCAUGUAGCUCCCAAUCUUUGCACAGCUUCAGUUAGUGGAGCAUUUAUUUUUGAAUCAGCUGCAUUUGUUAAGACUGUAACAACGAAAGGCAUUUCCUGAGAAGCUACAAGGAUGAGCUGCAAGAAAGAACAACAGCUAAGGAAAUACGGGACCCUAGUAGUGCUUUUCAUCUUCCAAGUUCAGAUUUUUGGUUUUGAUGUUGACAAUCGACCUACAACAGAUAUCUGCUCGACACACACAAUUUUACCUGGACCAAAAGGGGAUGAAGGUGAAAAAGGAGAUAGAGGAGAAGUGGGCAAACAAGGAAAAGUUGGACCAAAAGGACCUAAAGGAAACAAAGGAACUGUGGGGGAUGUCGGUGACCAGGGAAUGCUUGGGAAAAUUGGUCCUAUUGGUGGAAAGGGUGACAAAGGAGCCAAAGGCUUAUCAGGGGUGUCUGGAAAAAAGGGAAAAGCAGAUAAACCCUCUGUCCUUUGCAUUGCAACAGGCACGGUCUGUGACUGUGGAAGAUACCGCAGAGUUGUUGGACAACUGAAUAUCAAUGUUGCUCGGCUCAACACAUCCAUCAAGUUUGUAAAGAAUGUUAUAGCAGGCAUCAGGGAGACAGAUGAGAAAUUCUACUACAUUGUCAAAGAAGAGAAGAAUUACAGAGAAGCCCUGAUCCACUGCAGGGACAGAGGAGGAACACUUGCCAUGCCUAAGGAUGAGGCAACCAACGCCCUUCUUGCUGACUACAUCUCCACGAGCGGCCUCUUCCGAGCCUUCAUUGGGAUGAACGACAUGGAAAAAGAAGGGCAGUUUGUGUAUGCAGACAGCAGCCCGCUGCAGAACUACAGUAACUGGAAGGAGGGGGAGCCUCACGACUCCACUGGCAGCCAGGACUGCGUGGAAAUGCUCAGCACGGGGGAGUGGAAUGACUCUGAGUGCCAAGUCACCAUCUACUUCAUCUGUGAAUUCCUCAAGAAGAGAAAAUAAAUGUGCCACAAAAGACAUCUGGCACCUUCUGUACAUGCCGUAACUCCUCCUCAUUCGUCCACUGUAGCGAAAGCAGACAAAGAGGGAUAAGUCUCCCUCCAGCCUUCACUUCACCGGGUUAAAAAAUAACUACUGCUAGACGGCAGUGACCAUAAAGUCAGCUCAGGUCUCCAAGUCACCAGCUGUGAAUUUUUAAUUCAUUUUUAAGUGUAAAUUGGGGUGGUUGGGCAAAUUUAGAGUACACAACGGUGAACAUAAUCUCACUAAUGCAGGGGAGGACUCACUUAUCUCUGCUUCCAACUCAGCACGGGAGAGUGGUAGAGUGGAGAGCACCCAUCCUGUUGGGCUGAGGUGUGAGAAACAAACUUACCAAUGGCACUUCUGUCUGCAAGUCUGUGCAGCUUGUAUGCAACCUGGGAAUAGAUGGAGAUGGGGCACUUCUAGCCUCUGAUGCCCCCCAAAAGCUGUGCAAGAAUCUACAAAAAAAAAUAGAGUACAGAAAAGAGUAUAAAGGAAGCAAAUCCAUUGCUGUAGGCUGUAAACAAGCACAUGUAGUUUCUUUUAUACCAACGUGCACUGCUGGUUUAACAAGUGAUUGUAAGAACAUAUAAACACCCUCCCUCAGUAGCCAGAAAUGUUUGGUGUCUAAUGCUAAAAUUACAUGUGCCUUUGUGACAAAGGAAGCAGCUAUAAAACGUGCUUUAUCCUCCAAGAACCCAGAUUCAGGUCUGGUUGAGCAACCUUAGUCAUCACUUCAGUGGGACUCUCCACAAAGAAUGAGCAGUAAGUCCAUGUUUUGAUGUCACAACCUGGCUCCUGAGUUAUCCAUGUCAGUAUACCCAUAAUGGAUCGGAUUUUCAUAUCUUUGCUAAUACCAAAGGAUCACUUUCCUUCAACUAUUGGAAAAGCCACACUCAUGUGGCUUCUUCUAAAGCAUUUCCAGGACUGUUCUUAAGUCCAGGAUGCUCCUGAGACACAGCACUCAUUUUGCCUUCAGAAUAGAGCCUGUUCAUUCUUAGUCUUUCCUCAGGCUGCUUAAAAGUCUCUCCUUUCCUCACAGCAGGAGAUGCCAGGAGACAAUCCAGGGCCUCUGCAAGGUCUAAAGAUUUUCUUUCCCGCUUGAGACUGAAAAGGAGAGAAUGCUACCUGGAGGCUGAGGAGAACACUGGGCACCACUCCGUGCAGAAGUGUACCCUGCAGGUCACUCUUGGCACCAGUUACACAUAGUGUCCUUCUGGGUAUAUGAAGAGCUGUAUGAGAAGGCAGUCCCAUCAAGUAGGAAUGCAGGUCAGCUCUAAGGCUCCCUCCUACUGGUGUGUGCAGCACUGCAAAGGCAAGUAGACAACAGUCGUAUGUAGUCAAUCUCGUCUUCAGCAGGAAAAUCCUCCAAACCAUUCACCUAGCUGGUAGUUUGACUGCAAGCUCAUCUCUGAGCAAUGACCAACACAGGAGCUACUUGUUCCUCCAGAAAACCAUUUAUGGCUACCAGCAGUAAAUUAUCUGUGCUGCUACACACCCUCCAGAGAACUAUUCAGCCCCAUGAAUGCAGGGGCGGGACCACAUUUCUUCUGACUGCUCCCCUGUUAUGCUGUGAGAGCAUUUGGGCAAACAGGUUCACUUAGCACAAUGCACCUCAUCCUGAACUGUUCCCUUCCUGAGAACUGACAUCCCUAGCACCAAGCAGAAUUACACUUUUUAGGAUCUAUAGUAAUAAACUCACUAAACUAAA
Molecule: messenger RNA, 2992 nt
Organism: Oxyura jamaicensis (ruddy duck)
Lineage: Eukaryota; Metazoa; Chordata; Aves; Anseriformes; Anatidae
Gene: COLEC10
Product: collectin subfamily member 10
Exons: 6
Coding region: 400-1263 (287 amino acids)
Source: RefSeq, a predicted model, not a curated record